AUUUUUGACCGUUUUUCGGCAAUGACAGCUGGUUUUUCAGAGAAAAGAAGUUGGCCAGUGUUCGUCAUUAUCAAGUCAUUAGCUUGGCGCUAGGAGUUAUUGUGAAAGCUUGAAAAGUUCAGAAAAUACUGGAGUCAUUGAUGUCCAAUAAAAGUGUUAUUAAUUUUUACUGAGAUUUUUCGGUCGAAGUAACAGUGCCGGCGUCACCAUGUCGGACGAGAGUCAUCCAAAAACAUUGUAUGUGGGCAAUUUGGACGUGUCAGUGUCAGAAGACCUGUUGUGCACACUGUUUUCACAAAUAGGCCCCGUUAAAGGAUGCAAAAUUAUAAGGGAACCCGGGAACGAUCCAUAUGCUUUUGUUGAAUUCACAAACCACCAGUCAGCAUCCACAGCUUUGGCUGCCAUGAACAAGAGGUUGUUUUUAGAUAAAGAAAUGAAAGUGAAUUGGGCGACAAGUCCAGGCAAUCAACCCAAACAAGACACAUCCAAUCACCAUCACAUUUUUGUUGGUGAUUUAUCCCCCGAAAUAGAGACUGACACAUUGAGAGAGGCCUUCGCUCCUUUCGGAGAAAUAUCGAAUUGCAGAAUAGUGAGAGAUCCACAAACACUCAAAUCCAAAGGUUAUGCUUUCGUAUCAUUUGUUAAAAAAGCUGAAGCAGAAAAUGCCAUACAAGCAAUGAAUGGACAAUGGCUAGGAUCCCGGUCCAUCCGUACAAACUGGUCUACGAGAAAACCACCACCGCCAAGAACAGAAAAGCCACAGCAGCGUGCUAAACAACCUACCUUUGAUGAAGUUUAUAACCAGACAUCUCCGACCAAUACGACUGUAUAUUGUGGUGGCUUUACAAACGGUUUGACGGAUGAAUUGGUACACAAAACCUUUGCUCCUUAUGGAGCCAUUCACGAUAUUCGUGUGUUCAAGGAUAAGGGGUAUGCAUUUAUAAAAUUUGUAACAAAAGAAAGUGCUACACAUGCAAUUGAGAAUGUCCAUAAUACAGAAAUAAAUGGUCAGAAUGUGAAAUGUUUUUGGGGAAAAGAGAAUGGAGGCUUAGGACCUGAGUCUGGUUCACUACCCCCUGGUGCAGGGGUUCCUCAAUCUGCUGGUCCACCGUACUCAUAUGGAUAUGGGGGGUAUUGGGGCUAUCCUCAGGGGUAUAGUGGAGGUGGAUAUGUACAAGGUUACCAGCCGUACCAACAAUAUCAGCAGUAUCCUGGAGGUCAGCAAUAUUGCGUCAUGCCGCAGCAGGGACAGUGGUCAGGACAGCCAGGUCAGCAACCAAAUGUACCAGUAAUGUAUAGUAAUGUUCAGAAAUAUCCAUCUCAGUGAACUAAAUGGGACUUGUCUAAUCAGUCAAGUGUUGUGCUGCAAAUUGUAUUGUAUCACCUUGAAGCAGCAUACUUUGUAGCAUAUUGAGUUGAGAGACAAUUAUCAAAUAAACUACAAUUUACAUAUAGAUUUUUAAAUGCCAUUACACACUUUGACCGUAGAAUUAGCCUGGAUUUGCACUGGUUUUUUGUUGAUGUAUAUAGGUACAUAUUUUUUAACCCGUAUUGUUCCAUUCUUCUAAUGAAUGGAUAUCUUAGAAUAGCUCCCAAAAUAUGGACAGAAACUUAAUAUUCAGGUGUUGAUUUUAAUGAAUGAUAUGCUAAUAAAGUAACUCUUAAGUAACUGCUUCCUUUGUGGCAUUAUUUUUCGACAAACUUCAAUAUACAUGUUAGAAGGCAGUUUCUCGAAAACACCUUCUUGUUUUACCAACCUCAUACUUUUACUAAUUUGAUUUAGUUCAGAUUUGGAAUAGAAGUUCCAAUUUAAUAUUUAUUGUGAAAAGGUUGAUAUUGACAAAACAUAAAUAAAUAAUAAAUAUUUAAUUCUAAUUACUCUACUUGCAAUGAUGAAUAGCCAAAAUAUGAACAAUAUUAUAUGAACAAUAUAUGUCCGUCAGUUUGUCUUCUACUUUUUGUACAUUACAUUAAUAUUGAUUUUACUAUGAAGUUUCAAGUGACAAAUAUUUCAAUGGCAGAGUGUUAAUGGUAGUUAAGAUGCAUGAUAUCAUAACAUAACUAAUUUCAAAAGUGAAAGAAUGAAUGCAGUUAAUAACAGCUACAGGAUAUCUCUUGACACUUGUGAAAAAAAUCUCAGACCGUGUAGUUCUUUCAUUUGGAAAGUAUUGUGCCUGACAAUGGAAAAACUAUUCCACCUAUCUAUUCCUAACCACUGGUAAAAAAUAGAUAUCCUGUAGAUUGGAAUGAUUGUGUUUGCUGUUUUCUUGUUUUUUCAACAGAUUGAAAAAAUUUAUGGACUUUGAAAAAUUGUAGCGCUAGGAAGCGUUACAUAAUGUAGAUUGAUUGAUAUUUAAAUUUAGGGUAGAUAGGUGAAAACUAUUAAACAAAUAAUGUCAUUACAACCAACUGUACAUUAAGGAUAAACAUUGAUGGUCUCAGUUGAAUAAGACAGAAUUUUAUAACAAAAAAAUUGUAAGUAUAUAUAUGCUAGUUGUUAAUAAAAACUGCAGGUCUGGGAAA
Molecule: messenger RNA, 2523 nt
Organism: Leptinotarsa decemlineata (Colorado potato beetle)
Lineage: Eukaryota; Metazoa; Arthropoda; Insecta; Coleoptera; Chrysomelidae
Product: nucleolysin TIAR-like
Molecular function (GO): RNA binding
Source: RefSeq, a predicted model, not a curated record